AUGAACAACAUCAUUAAGUAUGGCUCUAUUUCUGCUAUUCCGCUCUAUAAUUGCAGCGCUCACUCUCCUGAAGAAUGGUCUCAAAAAGAUGGAGUCCAGCGUCCAAUUGUUGGAAUCAUCGAAAUGACUUACGGCAUUGUCGUAAACCUUCUCUACAUCCCAAUGAUUUCCGUGAUGAUGGAGAAAGAGCAAUUCAAAAUGUCUUGCUUCAAAAUCAUGACUUUCUUGACUAUUAUAGAUAUUUUUGCAUUGACGGUCAAUUCAAUCAUAACGGGAUUCCUGUCCUAUCAUGGUGCCGUAUAUUGUACCUAUCCUAACUUUAUCUACAUUUCCGGAAUGGCCGGAUUGGGUCUUUGGUGUUGUUCUUGUAUUAUCGCAAUGUCUUUGGUGACAAAUCGUCUCUUGGAUUUGAUUUGUCCAUCAGUGGGAGCAUUCUUCUUCGAUGGAAAUCGCACAUUUCUUGUUUUGACUUUACCAGUGAUUUAUGGAUUGUAUUUUGUGUUUUUCACAACUCCAAUUGCUUUUUCUUCGAAAUAUCUGACUUGGUUCUUUGAUCCACUUAUUUUUGAAGGAAAGCAGUCGGAGUACUCCAACUUUCCUCACUUUUUCAACAACAUCAUGGUUGUUGCAUUCACCUGCUGCCUCUACAUGGUCUUCUGUUGCGCCCUAGGGACCAAACUCAAAAACGUGGACGCUGGCUCGGCGGCUCAAAAAACAAGCACCCAAAUAUUCUUUCAAUCUGCAAUGAUUUGUGCAGUCAAUCAAGUGGCUUCAGUGAUUUAUGUGUCAAUGAAUUUCAUCGAUGUCCCGUUCUGGCUUAUUGUUCUUGGACACGUUCUAUGGGAGUUGGGACAUGGUGCACCUGCGUUUAUUUAUAUGAACUUUAACAGAACUUUAAGAAAUGGGAUACUGAGAAAAUUGGGGUUGAAGAAGUCGAAAGUCAACACUAGUACUGCUCAUCACAGUGGACGGACUAAUGUCAGCAUUGCUCACUAA
Messenger RNA from Caenorhabditis briggsae, 996 nucleotides. RefSeq names its product Protein CBR-SRT-27 (gene Cbr-srt-27). Bases 1 to 996 code for a protein of 331 amino acids. The transcript has 4 exons. The record is from RefSeq and is a predicted model, not a curated record. NCBI's taxonomy places the organism in Eukaryota, Metazoa, Nematoda, Chromadorea, Rhabditida, Rhabditidae.